Messenger RNA from Symbiodinium sp. CCMP2592, 4248 nucleotides. The record is from the annotation of a GenBank genome assembly. Lineage: Eukaryota; Dinophyceae; Suessiales; Symbiodiniaceae.
AUGGAAGAAGCCGCUGCAGAUGGCGACGGCGCAUGUCAUGCAGAUGAGCUCUUCAAUUUGGGCAAUAAGCUUGAUGAAGAAGGACGAUACGAAGAUGCAGCGGAAGCGUACCAGCGUAGCGUUUCCAUCAGUGAGGUCUCCUCUGGUGAGGUUCCGAGCGACGUGCUGCUGAACUUGGGCUAUGCCCUGCGAAGCUUGGGGGAACUGGGCCAAGCACGAGCUGCCUGGUGCCGAGCACUGCGCAGCGCGCCCGAGGUGCGCUCACGGGCCGUUCUGCUGUCCUCCGGAGGCUUGUGUACAGACCCGGAGGCCGUCUUGAAGCUCGCUGGAGUGCUUCGCAGCCUUAAGAUCCAUGCCACGGUCUUACAAGGGCUUCUGCCAGCUUCGGAGCUGCACCACCUGCGCUUCAAGUCGGAGUCCGAGUGUCUCAGCGAGGUCUUCGAUUCCUUCGUGUUGGCAUCCGAGCCUUGGGUGCGGCUGCUUUGUGUCGGCGAGACGUUACCUCGUGCAGACGUAGCAGCUUUCGUUGCAGAGGUCAACGCCAUGCUUGAUGUUGGCUUGCUGGAGGAAGUUCUGCCUAGGCACUUGGCAUCAGGUCUGCAGCUUUACCCCUUCAGAGGCCUCGCCCUACUUACAGACUGGCCCAGCGUGACACUGGGACCACCCGGUGACGAGCCGGUGAUGGCCAUUGGCACGGACUCCCUGGAGCUGUGCCUCGCGCUCUCUCCGGGCGAUGGACCGGAGGCCACGUCAGACCUCAGCGGCCUCAGGGUGCUGGACCUCUGUACAGGCAGCGGUAUCGCUGCACUGCAUGCCCUGCGCUGCGGAGCAGAGGAGGCGGUCGCCGUAGAUCUCAGCCCGCGAGCGGCAAGCAUCGCGAAGGUCAAUGGCCUCAUCAACGACUUGGGUUCCAGGCUGACCGUUUGCCAGGGGGACCUCUUUCAGGCGAUAGAAGGCAUUGCAGACAUGCGUGGCUUCGACUUGAUCGUGGCAAAUCCACCGUUCGUUGCGGCACCGGAGAAUGUAAAAGCUUCUCUCUACGUGCAUGGAGGCCGUGACGGCCUAGCAGUGACGAGGCGCCUCGUCUCCGGGGCCUGCGAUCAUCUGGAGUCCCAAAAUGGAACUCUGGUCAUGAUCGGCGAGUUCCCGAACUUGUCCGCCGAGGGGCUUCCGCCUUGGCUUCCAGAUAGACCCGGCUGGAAUCAUGCCGCCUUCUUCGCCGAGGAGCAUCGCCAGAGUGCGGCCGCCUAUGCUGCCGACCGUGCCAGGCCGCCGGCGGAGCCCCUCUGGACCAGCUCGCUGCGAGCCGCAGGAGUGGAGGAGCUCGAGCCGGUCUGUAUCGAGCACAGCCACUUCUGGUGCCACCUGGGACUGCUUUGUUUGGCCUGCGAAAGAUGGGAAGCGAGCACGAAGCAUGGAUACGCGCGGAAGUGCGGUCUGGUGUGGAGCUUCGGGUGCGUCACGGACAGUGAUGGGAGGAAUGUGCUCGAGCCCUUCCUCCGAAAAUUGGCCGCAGGACAGACGCAGGGAAUGAAGGAGGAGUUCGGGCUUCUCUGUGAUGAGCCGGCUCAACGUUCUUUGCGCGGCGGGUCGCCGCCCUUCCCGGAAGAAGGCGGCGUCUUCGAAUACUUCCCUGUAGGGCCGAGCUGCAAGUGGGAGCCCUGGAGCAAGAAGAUCGGCACCUUUGAGAUCCCGAAGGAUGCACAGGCCCACUCACUCAUCGUCCCCACCUCCGACACCGUGAGGAAUGCCUUCUUCCUCCAGAUGCUGAUCAAGGCGGAGUGCCACGUGGUCUUUGCAGGCCCGACGGGGACUGGCAAGACGGUGGUGAUCCAGCAGCAGCUUCUCAAGGGCUUCGAUAGGGAGAAAUACAACACGUUCGCCUUUGCCUUCAGUGCCCAGUCGAGUGCAAACCAGACGCAGGAUGUGAUCGAUGGCAAACUGGACAAGAGGAAGAAGGGGUGCUAUGGCCCACCCUUUGGAAAGCGCUGCCUCGUUUUUGUGGACGACUUGAACAUGCCAGCGAAGGAGAAGUAUGGUGCUCAACCACCGAUCGAGUUGUUGAGGCAGUGGAUGGACACCAGUGGGUGGUACGAAAGGAAGACAUGUGAGUAUCGCCAACUGGUGGAUUUGAACUUCAUUGCUGCACUCACCCCCAGCGCUGGCCGGCCACAGAUCACAGCACGCUACCUCAGGCACUACAACUACUUCUACGUCUUGCCUUUCGAAGGAGAGAGUCUGCACCGAAUCUUUCAGACAGUCCUGCAGUGGUACCUGGCCAAGUUCCCGAGUCAGGUUGGUGCACUCAGUGGCAACGUCGUCCGAGCAACUGUCGACAUCUAUCAUUCAAUCUCGGCCAACAUGCUGCCGACGCCCGCCAAGUCGCAUUACACCUUCAACCUGAGAGAUCUCGCCAAGGUGAACCAGGGCAUCUGCCUCUGCAGCAAGGAGUCUCUCCCGACCCCGGACGACUUCAUCAGAUGCUGGGUUCACGAAUGCCAGCGGGUCUUCCAGGACCGGCUCGUCAAUGAUGAGGAUAAUGCAUGGUUCAAUGAGCUCCUGCAAGAGAAGUUGCAGGAGCACUUCAAGAAGCAGUGGAAAGCCGUCGUCAAACAGGAGCCGCUGAUUUUCAUUGACUUCGCUGACAGCAAGGCACCAUACUAUCAGCAGGUCACCGACUAUGAGCAGCUGGAUGACGUGCUGAAGAACCGCCUCAUGGACUACAACUCCAUGGCGAAGCGCGGUAUGGAGCUCGUUCUCUUCAUGGCUGCUGCCCAGCACAUCUGCCGCAUCGUGCGGGUGUUGAAGACUCCUCUGGGCAAUUCGCUGCUAGUGGGUGUCGGAGGCAGCGGCCGGAAGAGUCUGGCAUCGCUAGCCACCUUCGUGGCCGAGUACGAGCAGUUCUCCAUUGAAAUCACCAAGAACUACACUGUCUCUGACUGGCACGACGAUGUGAAGCGCUUGCUCAUGAUGGUCGGAAGCUCCACGCAGGUAACGUUUCUGCUUGCAGACACCCAGAUUCCGAAGGAAUCCUUCCUGGAAGACACUUCGAGCCUCUUGAACAACGGCGAGGUGCCGAACCUCUUCAAUGCCGAGGACAAGACGCAGAUCCUGGAGGUGUCAACCUCGGCGGCCCAAGCCGCGGGCUGCAGCGAUCCCGCGGAGGUGUUCGCCUUCUUUACAGAGCAGUGCCGCAAGAACCUGCACCUCGUUCUCGCGCUGUCGCCUAUUGGUGAGGCCUUCCGCCGACGCGUGCGGAUGUUCCCAGCCAUCGUCAACUGCUGCACGAUCGACUGGUUCAUGGAGUGGCCCGAGGAAGCGCUCCGUGGGGUGGCCACCCAUUUCUUGCAGAAGGUGGACCUGGCGAAGGACGUUUUCACUGGAGUUGUGGAGAUUUGUGUGCGGAUGCAAGAGUCCGUCUUCGAGCUGACGGACCGCUUCCGCCGCGAGGUGCAGCGACACUACUACGUCACGCCCACGUCAUACCUGGAGCUCAUCAACGCCUUCAAGGGCGUCUUGGCAAGCAAGCGAGACGAUGUCUCCGGUGCGAAGCGACGCUACGAUGAUGGUCUCGAGAAGGUGAUCUCCACUGAAGAGCAGGUGAAGACGAUGUCCAUCCAGCUGGAAGAGCUUCGACCAGUGCUCAAGCAGACCUCUGCAGAGACAGCAGAUCUUAUGACCGUAAUCGAGCACAAGCAGGAAGAGGCCUCAGCAACACAGGCGGUGGUGGCGAAGGAAGAAGAGGCUGCGUCGCAACAGGCAGAAGCCUCCCGCACCAUGAAGGAGGAAUGCCAGGCCGACUUGGACAAGGCACUGCCGGCAUUGAAUGCAGCUUUGGAUGCGCUGAAGAGCCUAAAGAAAGGUGACAUCGUGGAGGUGAAGAAUAUGAAGUCUCCACCAGAAGGCGUCAUUACGGUGUCGAAGGCGCUGUGCUGGAUGUUCGAUGUGAAGCCAAAGAAAGUCACUGCGGAAGAUGGCCGCACCAAGAUCGAUGACUACUGGGAGCCGUCCAAGAAGAGCCUUUGGGGUGACUCGAAGAUGUUGGACCGGCUGUUGGGCUAUGACAAGGAUCAUAUACCGGUGGAGGUCAUCGAGAAGUUGAAGCCCUUGGAGGAUGACCCCGAGUUUGACCCGGAGGUCAUCAAGAAGGCUUCCACUGCAGCCAUGGGUAUUUGCAAAUGGGUCCGUGCCAUGAUUGUGUACGACGGCGUGGCGAAAGUCGUAGGGCCCAAGAAGGAGGCUUGCUAG